CAUCCCCUCUCGAGUUGGUAGCACAGAGGCAAUCUGAAGUAGGAAGCCAUGAAUAUGAAGCACGUCGAGGAUCAGAUGGCACUCCUUUAUAGCUUGUACCCUGUCAUGAGUCCACCCUUUCCAGAAGGUGCCCCCAACCCACACACCAUCUUAGCAGAGUCGACUUUUUCAGGGGAUAUGGACCCUUUCUGGCUCAUCAGCAGCGUCGAGUGUCUGGCGGACGAGCCCAAGCCCAGGCGCCGGAGGAACAAGAAGGCCAAGUCCGACGCCACGGCAGAGAUGAAGAAGCGCAGGCUCAGCGCAGAGCAAGUCAAUUUCCUGGAGAAGAACUUCGACAACGAGCACAAGUUGCAGUCUGAGAGGAAGCUUCGGCUCGCGAUGGAGAUCGGCCUCGACCCCCGUCAGGUCGCCGUCUGGUUUCAGAACCGGCGAGCCCGCUGGAAGAGCAAGCAGCUGGAGGAAGAGUACCAGAGGCUCAAGUCCUUGUAUGAAAAUGCCAACUCAGAGAAGAGCAAGCUCGAAUCGGAGGUCAGUCUUAAUGACUGUCAAAAACAUGGUUUCGGUCAAAAUUAG
This is a messenger RNA of Nymphaea colorata (pocket water lily), 573 nucleotides long. Its product is annotated as homeobox-leucine zipper protein ATHB-21-like. Gene Ontology annotation, cellular component: nucleus. Lineage: Eukaryota; Viridiplantae; Streptophyta; Magnoliopsida; Nymphaeales; Nymphaeaceae. The record is from RefSeq and is a predicted model, not a curated record. Bases 49 to 573 code for a protein of 174 amino acids. The transcript has a single exon. Gene Ontology annotation, molecular function: DNA-binding transcription factor activity, RNA polymerase II-specific; sequence-specific DNA binding. Gene Ontology annotation, biological process: positive regulation of DNA-templated transcription.